Molecule: messenger RNA, 1424 nt
Organism: Rhodofomes roseus
Lineage: Eukaryota; Fungi; Basidiomycota; Agaricomycetes; Polyporales; Fomitopsidaceae
Product: cyclin-like protein
Exons: 7
Coding region: 155-1219 (354 amino acids)
Biological process (GO): regulation of transcription by RNA polymerase II; positive regulation of DNA-templated transcription, elongation
Cellular component (GO): nucleus; cyclin/CDK positive transcription elongation factor complex
Molecular function (GO): cyclin-dependent protein serine/threonine kinase activator activity
Source: RefSeq, a predicted model, not a curated record
AACUUGAAUGCUACAUUGACGCACCCGUGUAGCUGCCAUCUCGACAGUCCUGUGCUAUCGUCACCGUCUCUUUACAAACAGGCUGUCCUCCUCUCUUGGCUGACUGUAGCAAUCUGUCAGAGGAUUUCACAGCAACUUGAAAAUUCGAGCCAGCAUGGGUGCGACAAGCGUUCCCUCGAAUUCAUCCUCUCAAUGGCUUCUGUCCGUCACUGCUCUCCGAUACACACCCAGUCAAACGACCUCAGAUAUACCUCUUGAGAAGGAACUAUAUGACAGGGCACGAGGCGUCGAGUUCCUCUUCCGAAUGGGAGUCGCCCUGCAAUUACCUCUUUCAGCUCUUUAUACCGCAGCAGUCUGGUUUCACAGAUUCUACAUGCGAUACUCGUUGGAAGACCACCAUAGGCAGGAAGUAGCAGCGGCCUGUUUGUUCCUCGCAACCAAGACCGAAGAAUGUGGAAGAAAGCUCCGCGACGUUGCAAAAGUGCUUUGCGCCAAGACCGUGAACAUGUCUGUCGCGGAGAUUCCUGAUGAUUACAAGGACUUAGAGCAAUACCAAAACGCCAUUCUUCUGACUGAGGAGGUCUUGCUCGAGGCGCUCUGCUUCGAUUUUGUAGUGGACAGCCCUCAUGCCGAGCUGGUGGACCUCUUCGAUGUCAGACAGGACACCGCGGAACUUGAAGAAUGCGCUUGGUCCAUCGCGAACGACACCGCGAGGACACCCCUGUGUGUUCUGUUUCCCGCACGCAUCAUUGCGGCGGCCUGCUACAUCCUUGCCCAACAUGUCAUAGAAGGGCCUCAAUCUCCGUCGUUAGAUGUCCGAAUAGCUUCUCCUGCUCCAUCGGCGUCAUUACCUACUCCCCCAUCGCACAAGGUAGUGCCACCUGAGGCCUCGCGCUUUGCUAUAGAACAUUUCGGAUUCAAUGAAGUAGACUUGGUUAGCAUCGCAGAGGUCUUGAACAUCAUCCUAGAAUUCUAUGCCGCCCAGGACUUGCAGGCCGCAACACACCUCGGGCCGGUGGCGUCUAUACCUCCUCCACGGGUGUCCACGUCAAGGGAGAAACUGUACACCUCGUUUAGCCAGAUCAACAGUCACCGACACUUGCAGCAGUCAGCGGCGGGUGGUGGUGAUAUGAACGGCUCACCAGCAUCGACCCACGGUGCAAGUACUCCCGGAAAGCCUCAGUCGCGCGGUUGGAAGCCAGUCCGAGGGUCUGGUUAGCAUAUUCGAGCGCCUUCUAUACCGCUUGUUGCUCGAGAUGAUUAUCAGUCCCGUGCAGAUUUGGCCGACGGUCCGCCGAAAGUGCCUUGCGCGAGAAGCAGGCGACGCGUUUUGCUGCUUCUGCGAUCGAGGGGAAUGAAGAGGUUCCAUACCUCUUUGUCAUCCAGUAGCUGCUUUCCCUUACAUACGGAGAUGCUAUCGCCGA